AUGAGCGCUUCCCCCGCUCCACCCUUGUCCAUCAACAGUGAGGUGGGCGCCAAAAGCCGCUUCUACAGCAUGGCUCCUGUUACAGUCACACGCCCUCCCGUAUCAGUCACGCACUCUCCUGUCACAGCCACAUGCAGACCUCCCCAGAACUCUGAAAAGAUAUACACGGGGGGGGAGUGGAGAGGUGAUUGCGAGGAGCCACCUCCCACUCCUGCUGCAUGGUGGGACGAGCAAUGCAGUGUAGAGCAGCUGGCGUUGCAGCAUUACGCCAGUGAGGAGGGAGGCGGGUGGAAGGGCGUGCACUGCGAGGGCUCCCUGUGGUCGACCCUAUUCGUUCUGCUCUUCUGGGAUGUCAUCUUCGCCCCUGUGCCUGAUGCCUUCCACCAUCCCUUUCAGACCGCCCCUCUGGACUUCGGCUCCCCACUGUUUGCGUCCACCCGCCUCCCUCUGGUUCGUGCUCGCCUGGAAGAAUUGAUAGGGGGGCAAUGCACAGGAGAGUGCAUGCGAGAGGGAGGAGGAGGAGGAGGAGAGGGAGGAGAGGGCGGAGAGGUAAGAGAGAGAGGAGAGGGAGGAGAGGGAGGACAAGGAGGAGAGGGAGGAGAGGGAGGAGAUGGAGGAGUGGGCGGUUAUGAGGGAGGUAAAAUGAACGACGGUGCUUGUCAUGUGGGCGGCACUCCUGUGGGUGGCACUCCUGUGGGCGGCACUCCUGUGGGAGGCACUCCUAGGACCACCACACCCGGUGCUUGUCCUGCAGCUUCCAAAUACGGUACAUGUGCUGCGGGCGGCACACUGUUUACAGUGAAGCUGCUGAGGGAGAGAUGGCACGAGCACCAUGGCACGCUGUGCGUGGGGUUGGGGCUUUUGAAUGAAGGGGUGGCAGCUGAAAAUGUUUACGGAGGAAGGGCAGGAGAAGGGGACAGUGGAAGAAAUGGCGGGGCGGCAGCAGCAGCAGCAGCAGCAACACCAGCCAGCGUUCCAUAA
Molecule: messenger RNA, 981 nt
Organism: Closterium sp. Yama58-4
Lineage: Eukaryota; Viridiplantae; Streptophyta; Zygnematophyceae; Desmidiales; Closteriaceae
Source: the annotation of a GenBank genome assembly